Arctia plantaginis is the source of this 2079-nucleotide messenger RNA. The record is from the annotation of a GenBank genome assembly. Lineage: Eukaryota; Metazoa; Arthropoda; Insecta; Lepidoptera; Erebidae.
AUGAGGGAUACUGGAAAAGAAGCGGAUUGGGAGAAGGAGAAGCUGACCAAUGAAUGGCAAGGGGCGGUGAGCACAGAACAGUUCAACGUAGUUCGGCGAGUCUACCAACAGGAGAGACUCAACAAAGACGCUGAAUAUCAAUAUCCCCACCACCCAUGGUCACGGCGUGUCAAGGUGUUGGUCCGCAGUUGCGGAUUCGGCGAAUGCCUUCGAAACGCGGUGCCAAUCAUAAAAUGGCUACCCAAGUACAAUUUCAAGAAGCAUUUUGUACACGAUUUCAUAGCCGGAGCAACCACCGCUGUAAUGCAUAUACCUCAAGGCCUGGCUUAUUCACUGUUAGCAAAUGCCCCGCCUGUCACGGGGCUGUACAUGGCGUUCUUUCCAAUGUUGGUGUAUGUAUUGCUGGGCACGUCGCCCCACGUCUCUUUGGGGACAUUCGCUGUCGGUAUGCUCAUGUGUGGAAAGUGUGUUCAACAGUACGCAAUUGGCACAGAGGAAAACCCUGCUCAAUAUACGGCGGUAGAAGUAAUAACUGUGCUUUCCUUCAUGGUUGGAAUAUUUCAGUUGUUAAUGUGGUGUCUCCGGAUGGGCGCCGUGUCCACGCUGCUGUCAGAGCCACUGGUGUCAGGGUUCACGACCGGAGCCUCGCUCCAAGUGCUGGCGUCACAACUCAAGGAUUUGUUCGGCAUUAAAAUACCAGCGCUACCUACCAACUAUAAAGUCAUAAAUAAUGUAAUUGAAGUGUCGAAACGCUUGCCGAGCUUGAACUGGGUGGCGGUGGCCAUCUCUUUCAUUACCUGUCUCCUUCUCGCACUCAACAAUGAACAUCUAAAGCCAUGGAUGAGCAAACGGGUUCCUAUCCCACUACCUACUGAGUUGCUGUUGGUCGUCUCGGGUACCCUGGUCUCCAAAUAUGCGAUGCUCCACGAGAACUACAACAUGACCCUGAUCGGACACAUACCUACCGGUCUACCUUUACCGCAAGUGCCUCCUUUGGAUCUAAUGGGAUACCUCGUGGUGGACGCAUUUAUGUUAACCAUGGUGACGUACAGUAUCACACUGUCCAUGGGACUUAUUUUCGCAGUCAAGGAAAAAUAUGAAAUAGACGCCAACCAAGAACUGCUGGCUAUGGGAGCUAGCAACCUGUUCGGUGCCUUCUUUAGCUGUGCUCCAUUUUGCGCUAGCCUUUCUCGAUCGUACAUACAGUACAGUGCGGGCUGCAAGACUCUAAUAACAUCUCUCGUAAGUGCUUUAUUCGUGCUGGUAGUGGUGUUAUGGAUUGGACCGUUUUUCGAGAAGCUGCCCCGCUGCGUCCUCGCAUCCAUCAUUGUUGUAUCGCUGAAGGGACUGUAUAUGCAGAUAUUGGAUCUUAAAAAAUUCUGGAAACUAAGUAAGCUGGAUGCUAUCGUGUGGCUCAUCUCAUUCCUAGUAACAGCACUCAUCAAUAUCGACGUCGGUCUGUUCGCCGGCUUGAUCGCAAGUUUGGGUGCGUUGUUCAUCCGCUCUCAGACACCCUACACGUGUAUCUUGGGACGUGUUAUGGACACAGAUAUCUACUUAGACAUCAAGAGAUACAGAGCUGCUCACGAGAUCCCCGGAGUAAAGAUCUACCACUACUGCGGAGGCUUGAACUUUGCCAGCAAGAACAUCUUCCGAACCAAACUCUAUAGGAAGAUUGGCCUCCUGCGCAGCACCACGGACGUGGUCCCAGAUGACGCAAAUUCCGUAAUAACCAAAGACGAUGGUUACAAUAGAUCUGAGUCGUAUGAGUGGGACCAUAGCGCAAGUAAUAAGUUACAAUGUGUGAUCGUUGAUGCAACGGCGAUGUCAUACGUGGACGCGCCAGGCAUUAAGGCUCUGGUUGGAGUGGAGGAAGAACUAGCCAACCAAAACAUUACUCUGCUGCUUGCAGGGCCUAGUGCCCCCGUACAAGAAAUGAUAGAGAGAUUCAACACUUUAGAGAAGGAGAGACUUAAUUUAUUGACGUUCCCCACUGUCCAUGAUGCUGUUAUGUAUUACAAAGCGACAAGCGCAAAGAAGAAUGGGACUGAUAUUACUGUAACUGUUCCUCAAUCGUGA